AUGGUUCCCUUAGCCGCUGUGUCAUCAAUACGUCCAGAACAUAAUUUGGUGCAAAAUGAGAAUUAUACGUCUAUGGCCACAAUGACAAGCUUACCAGCAGUAUCAAUACAUGAUUCUUCUGAAGUUAUUUCAUGUGACUUUAGUACUGUGACCUCUGAACACAACAUAUCUACAGUAACAUCUACAAAUCAGGAAUCAAAUAAUGUUCAAAAUUUAACUUCUAUGGAUAACAUACAAAAAAUUUCCAUCGAACAGUUGACCAGUGCACCAAUAAGAUUUAAGAAAUCAUUGCAGUGUGAUAUGCCAAAUUGUAACAAAGAGUUUAUGAGUGAACCAAAGUUAAAAAAACAUAAAAGUUCACACAACAAAGACAGCAGUACUAAAUCUGCAAGGCAGAUAACAGUGGAGUGUCCAGUUAAAAAGAUUCUCGAAAAUGGGUUGGAAGAGUCAUGUGGAAGAAUAUUUCAUGUUAGAGAGGAACUUGUAAAACAUUUGAAUGAAGAGCAUACAAUAGAAGAGGCAGCUUAUAGGUGUCAGGAGUGCGGGCGGCGGUUCUUCUGGGCGUCAGGUCUCCGUGCGCACGCCCGCGCCCACGCGGGGCGUGCGGGGCGCUCGGCGCUGGCGUGUCCGUGGCCGGGCUGCGCGCGCGUGUUCCGCCAGCCCUGCCGCCUGCGCGAGCACGCGCGGGCGCACACCGGCGACAAGCCCUACCCCUGCCGAUACCCGAACUGUGGCUGGUCGUUCCGCACGGCCAGCAAGCUCUUGCGGCACGCGCGGCGGCACACGGGCGAGCGGAGACACGCGUGCGCCACGUGCGGCCGCGCCUUCCUGCGCCGCGAGCACCUGCGCGACCACGCCGCGCGGCACCACGCGCCCGCCGCGCGCCGCGCGCACGCCUGCCCGCACGCCGGUAACUACAGCCCACACACUACUGCGCUAGCUGGUGCGCCGCGAGCACCUCUGGUGCGCCGCGAGCACCUGCGCGACCACGCCGCGCGGCACCACGCGCCCGCCGCGCGCCGCACGCACGCCUGCCCGCACGCCGGUAACUACAGCCCACACACUACUGCGCUAGCUGGUGCGCCGCGAGCACCUGCGCGACCACGCCGCGCGGCACCACGCGCCCGCCGCGCGCCGCACCUGGUGCGCCGCGAGCACCUGCGCGACCACGCCGCGCGGCACCACGCGCCCGCCGCGCGCCGCACGCACGCCUGCCCGCACGCCGGUAACUACAGCCCACACACUACUGCGCUAGCUGGUGCGCCGCGAGCACCUGCGCGACCACGCCGCGCGGCACCACGCGCCCGCCGCGCGCCGCACGCACGCCUGCCCGCACACUGUCAGCAAAGCUUCACGAACAUGAGUUCCCUGUAUAUGCACACGAAGAAAGUACAUAAAAAGAAAGAAAAUGAUCAACCAGCGAAUCCCACGACUAGUGACAAUCAAGAAUUACCAAAAGUAACGUCCGAAAAUUUGUUCAUGGUGAGUCUGCUGGAGGCGGGCGCGGCUGGCGCGGCGGGCGCGGAGGAGGCGCACGCGGCGCGCACGCACUGCACGUGGCCGCUGGCGCGCGCCCCGCCCUGCGCGCCCGACGCCUGCGUGCUGGCCGACGACGUGCAGGUGGAGCAAUCUGAAGGAUUUGAAAAUAACAUAUAUACUGUGAGAAGUGAUCUGUUUCUUCACGGAAACGUUCUGCACAACGAGGACAGCGAGCCGAUGUCCCGCUGCGUGCGCGUGGCGGAGGACGGCGCGCUGGCGCUCGACGCCGACCUGCUGCUGGACGCGCCCUCCGUGCACCUCGACCAGGAGGAACUCUAUACAGACGCCGUGGACGAGUCUUCCUUCAGAGUAUUUCUGCUCAGUGGCGAGGAACUUGCAUAAACGUCUAAGACUGCCUUUAGCUAAAAUGUUCUUAUUUAUAUUCUCUGUGUAACAGCGGUAAUUGAUGCUAAGUAGUAUGAUUCAUUUGUAUAUAAAACGGAAUAUUUACUAUGUUUUUGUUUGGUCAUUUGAGUUUCCGAUAUUUCGAAACUAAUGCAAGCGCCAUAGUCUCAGAUGUAUUGCGCUAUUGUGUCAAUGAUUUCCGACAAACGAAAUAAAUAUACCGCUUAUCAUACGAAUCAUGAUGCUUAGCUGUAACUUGGCAAGCUAUUUACUAAACGCUUUUAGCCAAUUUAAUUCAAUUCAAUUUGAAAUUGAAAAAAAAUUAUAAAAUAAAAAUAAUUCGAAUGCAUGCAAAGCGUGUGACGUCAGUUGUUAUAAGAGUUAAAAAGAUGAUUUAUGGUACUCGUGACGGGGACAGCUGGGUCAAAAUUUCUGUUAGUGCCGUCCUUAUUUCUAAUUAUUUACUCAAAGAUUUCUAAAAGAAAAAUUCUAUACAAUGUACGGUCGCGCUUAGUGUCAGAGUUCUGUUUUUAGAGUUUAGAAAAAAAAAGUUUAAUUCAAAUGUCAAAGAAAAGAAAUAUGAAUUAUUAAUUA
Melitaea cinxia (Glanville fritillary) is the source of this 2478-nucleotide messenger RNA. RefSeq names its product zinc finger protein 628-like. The record is from RefSeq and is a predicted model, not a curated record. Gene Ontology annotation, molecular function: chromatin insulator sequence binding. Gene Ontology annotation, biological process: regulation of transcription by RNA polymerase II. The coding region runs from base 1 to 1881 and encodes 626 amino acids. Lineage: Eukaryota; Metazoa; Arthropoda; Insecta; Lepidoptera; Nymphalidae. Gene Ontology annotation, cellular component: chromosome. The transcript has 11 exons.